Trichoderma harzianum CBS 226.95 is the source of this 1704-nucleotide messenger RNA. RefSeq lists its product as hypothetical. Gene Ontology annotation, biological process: biosynthetic process; amino acid metabolic process. The transcript has 3 exons. Bases 1 to 1347 code for a protein of 448 amino acids. Lineage: Eukaryota; Fungi; Ascomycota; Sordariomycetes; Hypocreales; Hypocreaceae. Gene Ontology annotation, molecular function: transaminase activity; pyridoxal phosphate binding. The record is from RefSeq and is a predicted model, not a curated record.
AUGUUAUCGCGGCGGGCAAUCGAGAACAACGCUUGGUUUCGGGAGCAGUUCAAACGACCACUGGCACGGCAGGGGUCGAAGAAUCUCUCGAUCAUCGAUAUGGCCACUGCUGAGAAUUGGCUUAUUCGGCCUGAAGUAUUGUCCAUACUCAAAAGAAACUGCUCCCAAGCCUUAAAAGAAGAACACCUUUCGUACGCCAAUGGUCUAGGAGGAACUCCCGAACUUCUAGAGAGCCUCUCGGCAUUCUUCAAUCAUUUCUUCUCACCCAUGGUACCGAUACGACCGGAACAUAUUGUAACUGGAACUGGCUGUAGCGCGGUCUUGGAUACGCUAAUUCAUGAUAUAUGCGACAUGGGAGAUGGCCUCCUUGUAACAGCUCCUAUGUGGGGUGACUUUCAAAUAUCGGCGGUUAUGAGAAAUUCUGUUCAAUUGAUACCGGUUUGUGUCCCUUUUGAACAGUCUCAAAGCGCAAGUGAUAUAGUCCAAGCCUAUAGAUCGGCAGCACAAGAGGCAUCAUGCAAGGUUCGAGGAAUACUGUUCUGCAAUCCUCACAACCCUCAUGGGCAUAUUUGCCCUACUAAGGCGAUAGAUGGUUUGCUACAAUAUUGCCAAGAGGCCGAUUUGCACUUUAUUUCUGAUGAGAUCUACGGGCUCUCAACAUUUGGAGACCGAGGCGAGUCAUCGGUAAGAUGCAAAGGAAUAUAUGAUUCUCCGGAGACAGAAUUUACUUCAGUUUUGUCAAGAAAUUUGGACGCCCUGUGCGUCGAAAGGUCGAGGGUUCAUGUCCUUUAUAGCAUCAGCAAAGAUUUCGGCUGCAGUGGCAUUAGACUGGGAUGCCUGGUCAGCCAAGCAAAUAAGGCAUUGCGAAUGUCGCAGGCUAUUUUGAAUAAUGCAAAGCUUUGCAACGCUGCCACCGUCAUGAUCUCACCAAUGCUUUCCAAUUUGUCGGAAAUGGAAAAGAUCGUGGACCUCAACACAAAGAGGCUAUAUCGAGCUGCUCAAAUAGCUAUCCAGUUUGCCGAGUUUCAUCAACUGGAACAUUACAAGCCAGUAGCUGGAUUGUACAUCUGGCUGAGAUUAUCAGCAGAAUGUACUACUUUUGAUGACGAAGAGGCUCUCGUCCAUCGAUGUUCUCAGCUUGGAGUGUUCGUUGGCAGUGGCGCGGAUUACGCCGAGCCCCAGCCGGGCUGGUUCCGGCUGACGUUUGCAAUUCCAGAAGACAAAUUACUACAGGGAUUGCGGCGGAUUGAAGAAGCAGUUGGAUUUAAAGUAGUAUUUACCACUGAUUUGGUUGUUCAAAGCUGGGCUACGGUAUGCGCUAAUUGGUGGAGAGGAAUACGAGGGUAGAUCUGUCCGUCGGCGUGUUUUUGAGCUCUCUUUGUAUCCUGCCUUCAGAUGGUAUUUCCAGAUACAGUUUCAAUUAAUUACUCGAGGAGAUGCCUAUUAUAGAGAAGUUACUCCGUGUGUGGAGUUAGUUUUACCAUACAAUCAGGCAAGCCGAUCCAGCUAUCGGCUUGUAGUUCAAUGCCAUCAAUUCCACCUUUACCUAUAAUGUCAAUCCGAUAACAGCGUACCAUCUCCGCAACAAUUACCCGGAGAAUAAUGUCGGCCACAUUCUUCCCUAAGCACUGCCGAGGACCAAACCCAAAACGCCACAUAUUAUAUCGCCGCGAUUGGUCUCUUUGGCCGAGGUGCCUGUGAGGG